AUGUUAUUCACCAUAGUUGUGGAAAGCUUUAUAGUAUCUAUAAUUCCAUUUCGUGGAGAUUCUGCUGAAGUUCUUCUGCCACCUUCUAGAUCGAUUGCAAUGGCAAGGAAACGUCUUGAAAGACUGCCAUGUGGUGGAGGGUCACCCCUUGCACAUGGUCUUACCACUGCUGUUAGGGUUGGAUUAAAUGCAGAGAAAAGUGGUGAUGUUGGACGUAUAAUGAUUGUUGCAAUCACUGAUGGUCGAGCCAACAUAUCAUUGAAAAGGUCAAAUGACCCCGAAGCUGCUGCUGCUAGUGAUGCCCCUAAACCUACAUCGCAAGAAUUGAAGGAUGAAAUUAUUGAGGUAGCUGCAAAGAUAUAUAAAACAGGAAUGUCUCUCCUUGUCAUCGACACUGAAAACAAAUUUGUCUCAACGGGGUUCGCUAAAGAGAUUGCUAGAGUUGCUCAAGGGAAGUAUUAUUAUUUGCCAAAUGCUUCGGAUGCAGUUGUCUCGUUGGCAACAAGGGAAGCUUUAGCAGCUCUGAAGAGUUCAUGA
Vicia faba (fava bean) is the source of this 537-nucleotide messenger RNA. The record is from the annotation of a GenBank genome assembly. NCBI's taxonomy places the organism in Eukaryota, Viridiplantae, Streptophyta, Magnoliopsida, Fabales, Fabaceae.